GAACUGUAUGACUUGAGGCGUAAAGAAAUUUUUUGUAGUUACGGUAUUUAUCAAAAUGGCACGAAGAAGAUCCUCAAUUCCAAAAGCUCUCCUUGGUGUAUUUUGUAUUGUAUUUGUAAUAGUUUUAUACAAACUUCUUUCUAGUGAUAUGUUUGGUGUUGAAGACGGAUUUUCUGUGAGGGAUAUCGCGGAUCUUCAAGUCACGUCUUCUUCAACGAUAUUAAACCAUAUUAAAAAUAAGAAAGAUUUAAGUACUUUGAACAUUGCAGUCCUUGUUAUUGCAUGUAAUCGUCCAUCUGUGAAACGAUGCUUGGAUUUGCUACUAGAAACACGACCACCCUCUCAGACGUUUCCCAUUGUUGUGAGCCAAGGCUGUGACCAUGAAGAAACAGCAAAGGUUAUCAAAACUUACGGUGACUCCGUCAAAUACAUAAAGAACUCAGACUCCUCAGAUGUAGAAGUUCCUCCAAGUAUGAUCCAUCUUGAAGGUUAUUAUAAGCUCUCAAAGCAUUACAAAUGGGCAUUAACCCAAGUAUUUGAUGUCAUGAAAUAUAGUGCUGUUAUUAUUGUUGAAGAUGACCUGGAAAUUGCUCCAGACUUUUUUGAGUAUUUCUCAGCAGCAUUACCUAUCUUAAAUAAUGAUCCUACCCUUUGGUGUAUUUCUGCAUGGAAUGAUAAUGGUAAAUUAGGAUAUGUCCGUAGCAAUGAUGUCUUGUUUCGCAGUGACUUUUUUCCUGGUCUUGGUUGGGCUUUGACCAAUUCAACAUGGGGUGAAUUGAAAUCUAAGUGGCCUGCUGCAUUCUGGGAUGACUGGAUGAGACAUCCAGAUCAGCGUCAAGACCGUGCCUGCAUUAGACCAGAAAUACCUCGUACUAAGACAUUUGGAAGGAUCGGUGUUAGUAAUGGGCAGUUUUAUGAUCAACACUUAAGCAAAAUACAACUGAAUAACAAAUUCUAUCCAUUCACAAAAAAAGAUAUGUCAUAUCUCAAGAAAGAUACCUAUGAUAAAAUCUUUAAAGGAAUGGUUUACAAUUCAAAGUUAGUAAAUGCCAAUGACAUUAUUCAUAAUAAAAUCCCAGAGGAGACUGUGAGAGUUGAGUACAAAACAAACAGUGAUUUUAUUUCUGCUGCCUCCAAAUUUGGUCUUAUGACUGACUUAAAAGCAGGGGUCCCUAGAAUGGCUUAUUUGGGUGUGGUAACCUUUAUAUAUGGGAAAUAUAGAGUUUUCUUGGCUCCAGAGACUGGAUGGAGUGGAUACACUGAUCAAAUUAAUUAAACAAAGAACAAGACCUUCCUCUAGUAUUGUUGAACUGAGGCUGAUCGGUAAAAUAUCCAAAUUGUUUUCAUACUAUAAAAAAGACAAUUUGCAUACAUUGUAAAUACUUGAUAUUAUUUUACCUUUGGAUGUCAGAAUCAUGCCUAGUCCCUUCUCCUUAAUUUGACCAUAUUAAAUGACUCCAGUGAUCUCAAAACAUACUGUAUUGAUAGUCAAAAUAAUAGCAGUCAUUGUCUUUUGCAAUUGCAUAUAACUUUAGGUUAUUACUCAAGUCAUGAACACAUCAAGGUGAUGUUGAAAAACAAAAUAAUAUUUGAUUCUGGUAAAUGUCAUUAAUUUUGCUUCCCAUGUUUAAUGUUACUCUUCCAGUAUAAUAAUGUAAAAUUCAAAGAAAAAAAGUUCAAAGAAGAA
Molecule: messenger RNA, 1687 nt
Organism: Exaiptasia diaphana
Lineage: Eukaryota; Metazoa; Cnidaria; Anthozoa; Actiniaria; Aiptasiidae
Product: alpha-1,3-mannosyl-glycoprotein 2-beta-N-acetylglucosaminyltransferase
Exons: 1
Coding region: 56-1276 (406 amino acids)
Biological process (GO): protein N-linked glycosylation
Cellular component (GO): Golgi apparatus
Molecular function (GO): alpha-1,3-mannosylglycoprotein 2-beta-N-acetylglucosaminyltransferase activity
Source: RefSeq, a predicted model, not a curated record